Molecule: messenger RNA, 539 nt
Organism: Dissoconium aciculare CBS 342.82
Lineage: Eukaryota; Fungi; Ascomycota; Dothideomycetes; Mycosphaerellales; Dissoconiaceae
Exons: 1
Coding region: 12-494 (160 amino acids)
Source: RefSeq, a predicted model, not a curated record
CGACAAUACCCAUGACACCUGUAACUCCGGUAGAUCUUGCAGGCAUCACAGCUUUGCGCGAUGUGAUCCGACGCGAUGUACAAGAUCUGGACAGCGGUUCCCACCACCGCUUACAGAAGCAUGUUCAGAAACUAUCAAAAGCUGCUGAAAUUUCUUUCGCCGAGUACGCACUGCUCGAGCGGCGCAACGACUUCCUGCAAAAGACCAAUAGCGAAGCUCGGGUACGGCGAUCCACGAGACCAAAAGUCAUCGGAACAGCGAGGGUGAUGAGCUACGAGGAUUUGGAGAGGGCGAGAGAUGAACGGGCACUUCGAGACGCGAGACCGAUCUCAAAGCGCAGAUCAAGCACUAGGGCUGUGGAGCACAAUACCAUUAGUGAACCUUCGAAUGUGGACCAGACCAAUAUCGAUUUGGUAAGCGUACAAGAAAUACGCACAGAACCGGUUGUUGAAAGACACGAGGAAUAUCGAGUGCCAACCGCUAGAAUGUGGUAAUGAUGGAUCCGUGAACUAUGCUCCGCGGACUCCCAGUCUUUUCGC